AAUCGGAAGUGACACAACUUUUAUUGCUACAAGUUGAAAAUAUUCCAAAUAAGUGUACACUCUUUGUGUUAUUUAAUAAUACUCAGCUAUGUAUUGCGGUUUGUUAAUAUUUUGCAUUUUAAAAAUGACAUGUGGACGUGAGACAUCUUUAUAUCAACAUGAAAUUCGCAGUUUAAGCGAAUUGCCAAUGGAUAAACUAAUUCAAAUAAAGUCGUCCCUUGCAAGCAACGAUGAUAUUACUAACGAAAAAAACGAGGAUAUGGACAUCUCGAGUAGAACAUUACCAAUGUUGGCAUCAUCAAUGUCUUUACCAAUGGCUUUGAAGAGAAGUAGCAAAAAGCCUAUAAGACGAUACGAGGAACACUAUGAUGAAAAGAGCAAAGACACGAAGAUCUCAAAGAUCUUUCAGUUGGCAAUAACUGCGCUCUCUUUUCUUGCAUUCGGCGGUUACCUCCUUACACUCAUUAUAACAGCGAUUCGUCGCAAUUCGUCGCCCAAUGGAAACGGAAAUGUCCUCAUAUUUUCGAACCUGCAAAGUCUACAGAAAGUAAAUCGUCCCAAACGGAAUAUUUUAAUAUUCGAUCCAAUGGAAAAUAAUUUUGAAACCGACAAACUCUACGAAGGAAUGAUUAUGCUUUCAAGAAGUUAUGCCUUGUACAACUGAUCAUAAGACAUAUUAAUUCUGUAUUUUAUAAAGAUUCGUAAUUUUUUUCAUAAUUGUAUGAGCACAAUUGAUAAUACAUAAUCAAUUUAGACAC
This is a messenger RNA of Pogonomyrmex barbatus (red harvester ant), 758 nucleotides long. RefSeq lists its product as uncharacterized. Lineage: Eukaryota; Metazoa; Arthropoda; Insecta; Hymenoptera; Formicidae. The record is from RefSeq and is a predicted model, not a curated record.